AUGAGUGCUGAAAUAUCGAAUGCUAUUAAAGACUCUAAAGUAGAACGAAACACUAUUACACUGUCUGAAAACGGCCUUAUUAAAGUAUCAACAUUACUGGAAAUAGGAAGAGCUGAUGUCCCACAAUCAUUGGUAGCAACAGAAGAUUCUUUGACGUUAGAAGAAGUAAAAAAAUCUGAAGUGUCGUCCAGUACAGCAGCCACAUCAGCCAAAUUGUCAGUAGUGUCGAAAUCAUCAAAAACAGCUGAACCAUUAUCAUCAUCAGCAGAUGUACCACCCUCCCCAGCAGGUUCAAAAUCAAGUCCAGAAUCUGUGACUAGUCCAUCAAUCAGAAGAACAGAGGCAAGAACAGUGGUACAAAAUGCCACUCAGAUAUCAUCAACAGAAGAAAAAUCAACACCAUCGGAGCACCAUUUAUCAGCUUCAUCCGCAGCUUCAACGUCCACAGUAACGUCAGUGCCAACUGUAGUUCAAGAUUUAAACGAAAAUACAGUUUCAGCAAAAGUUCCAGUAUCAAUUGGAACAUCACUUACAAAACCAGACUCAGCAUCAAAACUGGCAGCAUCUCCAACAUCCACUGAAUCAUCAGCUUCAGAAACACCUCCAACAUCCACUGAAACAGCAGCUACAACUACAGAUACAACAAGUAUGGUGACACGUCCAGGGCUUCCAUGCAACCAAUUAAAACCUGCAUGGUCCAUCUCCGAGCCACGCUCCGCUGCCCCCGGCCGGCCUGCCUUUGCCGACACCUCGCCCACUGAUGCUGCUGACAUGACCUCCAACGACUCCACAUCACCUGCACAGCUGUCUGACAAGGCUUCCAAGGUGCCCACUUUGCUCACCAGAUGCUUCCCUCGUCUGCCACACUGA
Molecule: messenger RNA, 870 nt
Organism: Schistocerca serialis cubense
Lineage: Eukaryota; Metazoa; Arthropoda; Insecta; Orthoptera; Acrididae
Product: putative protein TPRXL
Exons: 2
Coding region: 1-870 (289 amino acids)
Source: RefSeq, a predicted model, not a curated record